Molecule: messenger RNA, 499 nt
Organism: Phalaenopsis equestris
Lineage: Eukaryota; Viridiplantae; Streptophyta; Magnoliopsida; Asparagales; Orchidaceae
Exons: 3
Coding region: 14-373 (119 amino acids)
Source: RefSeq, a predicted model, not a curated record
GACAAUUUGGAAAAUGUAUAGGAGGAAUUGCGUACUGGUGGUUUUGGAUUGGAGCAAUGAGAAGUUCGCUCCAGCUUUAACGCCGCCGUUAUUUGAUAAAGAUUCAGAAGAUGAAGAGAGCAGAGCAUCACCUGUUCCUCCAAACAAAUCUCAGUCUUUUACUGGCAAGGAACAGGUGGUGCAGGCUGUGGCUGAAGUGGAGGAGGAACAACCGCCAUUAAUCAGCGCAAGCAUUCAGGAUUCGAGCAUCGCUUCUAUAUCAGGCCCGGAUGCAUAUAUUGAGAUAAAUGACCUUCUGGAUCCGAACCCACCUUCAUCCACUUCAGACAAUGAAAGCUUCACUUAUGAGGAUUUUGAUGACUAUCGGUAUUAAAAAAAGAAUAAUUUUUUAAAUCAACAAGGUUGGCAUGUUAGCAGGUCCAUGAACCCGUCAUCCCAAGCUACUAAUAACCUAAGUUUACUUUGUCGUGAAAUUAGUCGAGUCAACGGAUCUAUAGAU